Messenger RNA from Myotis myotis, 1470 nucleotides. It is a transcript of the gene SUN3, whose product is annotated as Sad1 and UNC84 domain containing 3. Gene Ontology annotation, biological process: nuclear envelope organization. Bases 265 to 1335 code for a protein of 356 amino acids. Lineage: Eukaryota; Metazoa; Chordata; Mammalia; Chiroptera; Vespertilionidae. Gene Ontology annotation, cellular component: nuclear envelope; meiotic nuclear membrane microtubule tethering complex. Gene Ontology annotation, molecular function: protein-membrane adaptor activity. The record is from RefSeq and is a predicted model, not a curated record. The transcript is spliced from 10 exons.
CUGCUAUAAACCCCCGUCAAGGGCAUCGGGGCGUGACAGAGAGGAGAGAGGCCUGCACCCUGGCAGCCAUUGUGACGCAUCACAGAGGGUGACACAACAGAGGGCCCGGCACUCAGACCCGCUCACUCCAGUUUCCCCCUCAGCGGAGAAACACUGGGAAGCAAGACAGCGAGCCAGCCCAGCCACCAUGCGCAGCCUCCUGGCUUCCACGCGAUAAAGACGGGAAGCAGGUGGACGCUCUUCCUGCCGGCCCCGGUCCCCGGGAUGAGCGGGAGGACGGAGCCCGCGCAGGGCCUGGCGGGAGAGGCCAGCAGCAGUGGCAGCGACAGCAUCCAGGCUUUGGUCCAGGGGCGCGAGGGCCCCGCCGCCCGCAGCAGGCUGACGCGGUCGUGGAAGGUUGUCCUGAGUGUGGUGCUGGCACUGACUCUCCUCCUCGUCGGGUUCCGGAGCCACGUGUGGCCGAGAGGACACUCCACCCAGAAGCCCCGGCGGCUCUACACUGUGAUCGCGGAAUACGGCUCCCGGCUCUCCAACUACCAGGCCCAACGUCAGAUGCCCAAGGAGCAGCGGGAACUCUUCAAGAAGGAGAGCCAGACUUUGGAAAGCAACUUGCGUGAAAUUCUACUUUUAAUGGAACAAAUCGAAGUUCUGAAGGCGUUGCUGAGAGACACACGGGCCAGUCUGCACAAUUACAGCGGGAGCCCCGAUGGCGACCCCAUGGAGGCCCAGGGCCAGGCGGAGGUCACGGACAAGGAAAUGUCGAAGUUGGUAAACUAUGUGCUUAAGAAGCUGAGAGAAGACCAAGUCCAGAGGGCGGAUUAUGCCCUGAAGUCGGCAGGGGCCUCCAUCAUUGAAGCUGGGACCUCGGAAAGUUAUAAAAGCGACAAAGCAAAGCUGUACUGGCACGGGAUCGGGUUCUUAAAUUACGAAAUGCCCCCAGAGAGCAUCCUCCAGCCGGAUGUUCACCCUGGAAGGUGCUGGGCCUUCCCAGGUUCUCAGGGCCACGCCCUGAUCAAGCUCGCCGGCAAGAUCGUCCCCACCUCGGUGACCAUGGAGCACAUCUCCGAGAGGGUGUCUCCCUCGGGAAGCAUCUCCAGCGCCCCCAAGGAGUUUUCUGUCCACGGCAUCUCGAAAGAGUGUGAAGGAGAAGAGAUUUCCCUCGGUCGGUUUGUGUAUAACAAAACAGGAACCACCGUGCAAACAUUUGAGCUGCAGCAUGAAGUGUCUGAGCCCUUAUUGUGUGUGAAACUUAGAAUCCUCAGCAACUGGGGACAUCCGAAGUACACGUGUUUGUACAGAUUCCGGGUCCACGGCCGCCCCGGGGGCCAUGGGUAGAGGGUCUGGUGCCCAUGGCCACGACCAUGGGUCCGGAAUACUCGUGUUCUUCUUUCUUAGACUUACUGCACGUGUAGAAAUCAAAUAGAGGGUUCACACUUGCCCGUAAAAAGUGAAUGAAUUUUACUAAUAAAA